Molecule: messenger RNA, 441 nt
Organism: Dendroctonus ponderosae (mountain pine beetle)
Lineage: Eukaryota; Metazoa; Arthropoda; Insecta; Coleoptera; Curculionidae
Product: U-Kazal-Dg21.2
Exons: 3
Coding region: 79-360 (93 amino acids)
Molecular function (GO): protein binding
Source: RefSeq, a predicted model, not a curated record
CUAAAGGGGGGCACCUAUAUAAAACCAUCCAGUUUGGCCGUGCCCAGUUUCAUAUACCUGCAGCCAAAUCCGUUGACCAUGAAGCUGUACUUUCUGCUCUUGAUUGUCCUCGUGACUGUUCUGAGUUUGGUCGAUGCUGCCCCAUCCAAAGGGUCCACUAAGGCCUCCUUGAAGAAGAAGCAAACCUGCGCCAAAGACUGUGGUGACAACUACAAGCCAAUUUGCGCAGGCGAUGGAUCGAAAAAUCUGAGCUUUGGCAGCGAAUGCGUUCUGAGCAACUACAACUGCGAAAAUCAGAAAAAUUUGAAGCUGGUUUCGCAAGGCGAAUGCCCGGGAGGUGGCGGAGUACGACUUUCCUAAGCUCCAGUCUUCCAGGAAGCGCCGCCAUCGACUUUAGAGGCCGCAUUCUGAAUAUAUUUUGAAUAAACCAUUUUAUAAUAA